Messenger RNA from Durio zibethinus, 1855 nucleotides. Its product is annotated as trihelix transcription factor DF1-like. Lineage: Eukaryota; Viridiplantae; Streptophyta; Magnoliopsida; Malvales; Malvaceae. The record is from RefSeq and is a predicted model, not a curated record.
UUUUCAGCUGUAAUUUCUAAGAAAGAGUCCUAUAUAUGAUGGGGGGCUCAAGCACGGUAGAAACCUCCGCCGAAGCCAUGGCAGCGCCUGGAAUCCACGACGGAAGUGAAAUUGGCAUGGUUGGUUCAAAUUCUGGUAAAGAAGAUAAGGGUAGGGUUGAUGAAGGUGACCGGACUUUUGGAGGAAACCGUUGGCCGUGGGAAGAGACUUUGGCUUUAUUGAAGAUACGUUCCGGUAUGGAUUCUGUUUUCCGAGACUCAAGUCUCAAGGGUCCAUUAUGGGAAGACGUUUCUAGGAAACUAGCUGAGCUUGGUUAUCAUCGAAGUGCCAAGAAAUGCAAGGAGAAAUUCGAGAAUGUUUACAAGUACCACAAGAGAACCAAAGAUGGCCGAGCAGGCAAGGCUGAUGGCAAGACUUAUCGCUUCUUUGAUCAAUUAGAAGCCCUUGAUAAUCUUCAUUCACUCCGAUCACUAUCUCCUCCAAAACCUCAAACUCCUACCCCUACUUCGGCUGCAAUGCCUUGGACUAAUCCUCCUUCUGCCUCCAAUAUCCAUGUCCCAUCAUCAACAAUAAACCCUAUCAAUAUACCUCAAACCAAUGCCACACCUUCCAUAAACCUUACCAUUUCCAACCAUGCAGUUCCUAAUCAUUCUAUAAAUCCUCAUUCCCAUAACAUCCAAUCUUCUUUCCAUUACAUUUCAUCAAAUCUUUUCUCCACGUCUACCUCUUCUUCAACCGCAUCUGACAACAAUUCAGAUCAAGGGAGCAGUAAGAAGAAAUGGAAGGAGUUUUUCAGGAGGCUGACGAAGCAGGUUUUUGAGAAACAAGAGGAGUUGCAAAACAAGCUCUUGCAAACCAUCGAGAAAUGCGAACAAGAGAGAAUGGCUCGCGAAGAAGCUUGGAGAAUACAAGAAAUGACACGGAUCAACAGAGAACAUGAGAUUUUAGUUCAGGAAAGAUCCAACGCAGCUGCAAACGAUGCUGCAGUAAUUGCAUUCUUGCAAAAGAUAUCGGGACAGAAACCAAACACGGUAAAAGUGCAACCACUAGAAAAUCCUCAACCACCGCCACCUCCUGCGCCAAUAGCACCACUAUCGCUUCCGCCUCCUUUGCAGCAGGCGCAACACCAAUCACCAACUAAAGCCUUGAAUUUUGGCAACUGGAAAAUGAGUAAUGGAGGGAAUAAUGCGGUUUCACCGAGUCCUUCACGAUGGCCAAAAGCAGAAGUUGAAGCUCUUAUAAAGGUUAGAACUAAUCUUGACAUUAAGUACCAAGAAAAUGGACCUAAGGCUCCUCUUUGGGAGGAGAUCUCGGCCGCAAUGAGAAAGCUUGGAUAUAAUCGGAGCGCAAAGAGAUGCAAAGAGAAAUGGGAAAACAUCAAUAAAUACUUCAAGAAAGUAAAAGAAGGAAACAAGAGAAGGCCUGAAGAUUCCAAGACAUGCCCAUAUUUUCACCAGCUGGAUGCUAUUUACAAAGAAAGAAUCAGCAAAAACGAGAAUCACUUGGUUCUUCCGGGUAUGGGGCCUGACAGCACGAUGGUGCCGCUGAUGGUACGGCCGGAACAGAAACUGCCUCCACAGCAAGAAAUUAGCCAGCUGGCGGAGGCGACGACGAUGGAUGAAGCUGAGAGGGAAAAUGUGGAUCAGAUUCAAGAUGAAGAAGAAGAAGGUGGGGUUAGUGAAGAAUGAGAAUAUGAAGGAAAUGAUUUCGAGUUAGUAGCAAACAAAACUGCUCCAAUUGGCAUCGGCGAGUAAGACAACAAAGGGAAGCUUUUAAUCUAAGCUGACAUCAAGUGAGGCAUUGACAUGAUGGUUUUACUAUAGUGUAUUUACUGUGGUAAACAAAAAAGGACAUA